Messenger RNA from Cutaneotrichosporon cavernicola, 1158 nucleotides. RefSeq lists its product as uncharacterized. Gene Ontology annotation, cellular component: U2-type prespliceosome; precatalytic spliceosome; U1 snRNP. Gene Ontology annotation, molecular function: U1 snRNA binding; mRNA binding. NCBI's taxonomy places the organism in Eukaryota, Fungi, Basidiomycota, Tremellomycetes, Trichosporonales, Trichosporonaceae. The coding region runs from base 1 to 1158 and encodes 385 amino acids. Gene Ontology annotation, biological process: mRNA splicing, via spliceosome. The record is from RefSeq and is a predicted model, not a curated record. The transcript is spliced from 2 exons.
AUGACCGCCCACCUCCCGCCAAACCUGUUGCGGCUGUUCGCGCCCCGCCCGCCGGCCAUCUACCUCAGGCCGCUGGACAAGGAUGAUAGCGACCGCGGUCCCGACCGCCUAACGGGCAUCAGCUCCAUCGUCAAGCGGCUCCGCGAAGAGGCCGAAGAGAAGGAGUACAAGGAUGGGAUGGAGGGACCAAGUGACGAACCCGAACCCGAACCCGAAUCCAAGAAGGAGAAUGAGAUGGACGUCGACAAGCCCGAGUCCAAGGCCAAGGCCGAGCCCAAGCCCAAGUCGAAGAAGAAGGACCCGAUCGCCGCCGCCGGCGUAAUCGGCCAAGAGGCCGUCAAGAUGCGUCGUGAGGCGCGCACCAAACGCCAAGUCAAAUACAAGAAGGACACUGAGGCUAAUUGGGACCCCAAUUCCGACACCAAGGUCUCGGGCGAUCCGUACAAGACACUGUUCAUUUCGCGACUGAGUUCAAAAGCCACGGAGGCGGACCUGCGCCACGAGUUUGAGAUGUACGGCCACAUUGAGCGAAUUAUGAUCGUGCGCGAUCGGAAGGGCAAGAGCCGCAAUUACGCUUUUAUCGUCUACGAGCGCGAACGCGACAUGAAGGCCGCGUAUAAGGAUGCGGACGGGAUUCCGAUCCACCACAAGAAGAUUAUCGUCGACGUUGAGCGCGGUCGCACCGUCAAGGGAUGGAAGCCGCGGCGGUUGGGCGGCGGUCUCGGCGGGCGUCCCAAGCCCGUCGUCGAGGCUCCGCCGACGUUUACUCCCUUUGGCGGACGGGGUGGGUUUGGUGGCCGCGGCGGCUUCCGUGGCGGGAGGGGAGGGGGAGAUGGAGGGUUCCGCGGUGGACGGGGAGGGUUCCGCGGCGGAGGCGGCGGGUUUGGGGGAGGCGGGGGUGGGUUUGGAGGUGGUGGUGGUGGGGGAUACCGCGGUGGCCCAGGUGGUGGAUUCGGAGGCGACAGGGGAGGGUUCGGCGGCGGCGGCGGAGGGUUCGGAGGUCGCGGUGGGUUCGGACCUCCUGGUGGUGGUUUCGGCGGGAGGGAUAGCGGUUACGGGCCCCGGGAUGGAGGGUAUGGCGGGCCACCUAAGCGCGACCACGAUGGGCCGGGCGGAUUCGGGCACGACGACCGGGACUCGAAGCGGCCACGGUAUUAG